Messenger RNA from Exophiala bonariae, 711 nucleotides. RefSeq lists its product as uncharacterized. The record is from RefSeq and is a predicted model, not a curated record. Lineage: Eukaryota; Fungi; Ascomycota; Eurotiomycetes; Chaetothyriales; Herpotrichiellaceae. Bases 1 to 711 code for a protein of 236 amino acids. The transcript has 2 exons.
AUGUUGCCCAGAAGCAUAUUUACCCUUCUUGCGGUCCUAAGUUUGGCAUCUGCUCACAUUGUCAUCACCUACCCAGGAUGGAGAGGUGAUAAUCUACAUUCCGUUGGCACGGUAGAAGAGACAAAUGGCCUGGGGACCUUCGACAAUAAUAAUGAAACACUGUUUCCCUACGGCAUGCAAUGGAUGUACCCUUGCGGUGGAAUGCCAACUUCGCAAAACCGCACCAAAUGGCCAAUUCGGGGUGGUGGUGUCGCAUUCCAACCAGGUUGGUUCACUGGUCACGGAACUGCUUUCAUCUUUAUCAACCUGGGUCUCGGUACAAUCCCGCAAAACAUGUCACUUUCCAUGCUCAAUGGUGUUCAAAUUAUCGGACCUUCCAGAGACCCCUAUCCUGGCACCUUCUGCUUCCCGCAAGUCCCGCUCCCUGCGAACACAACGGUAAAAGUGGGCGACAAUGCCACCAUUCAAGUCAUCGAGUUGGCUGUCCAUGGUGCUGCACUGUAUAGUUGUGUCGACAUUACAUUUGCUGAACCAGAAGAUGUGGAACAACUCACUCCGGAUAAUUGCUUCAACUCUUCUCAGCUCAGCAGUGCGCUUGUCUUUACCACCACAUCAUUAACCGAAGAAUCCGCAGCCAGUGGCCUAUCAACAAACCCAAUGACAUAUUUCACCACCAUGGCAAUCGUCCUACUUGGCUUGAUGUUUCUGUGA